CUCCCUUCCUUCUUUCUCCCUCCGCCACCCGAGCACCAGCCGCGCUCUGAGCUGCCCCCGGGGUCCCUCCCCCGCCGCCAGAGGAGCAGCUGCCGCCGCCGCCGCCGCCAGCAGCAAAUUGGGAGGGAGGAACGGGCGAAAGGAGGAAGGAAGGGAGCCAGGGCGACUAACCAGAGGGAGCCGGUGAAUGGGCUGGUGGUGACCCCCGCUCCCCACCCCACCCUCCCUUCCCACCCGACCCCCAACCCCCAUCCCCAGUUAGAGCCGCCGCCCCAGAGGCCGGACCGUCGUCUUAGGAGGAGUAGCCGCUGCCACCUCCGCCAUGGAGCUGAUCACCAUCCUCGAGAAGACCGUGUCUCCGGAUCGGCUGGAACUGGAAGCGGCGCAGAAGUUCCUGGAGCGUGCGGCCGUGGAAAACCUGCCCACUUUCCUUGUGGAACUGUCCAGAGUGCUAGCAAAUCCAGGAAACAGUCAAGUUGCCAGAGUUGCAGCAGGUCUACAAAUCAAGAACUCUUUGACAUCUAAAGAUCCAGAUAUCAAGGCACAAUAUCAGCAGAGGUGGCUUGCAAUUGAUGCUAAUGCUCGACGGGAAGUCAAGAAUUAUGUUUUGCAGACUUUGGGCACAGAAACCUACCGGCCUAGUUCAGCCUCGCAGUGUGUGGCUGGCAUUGCUUGUGCAGAGAUCCCAGUGAACCAGUGGCCAGAACUCAUUCCUCAGCUGGUGGCCAAUGUCACAAAUCCCAACAGCACAGAGCACAUGAAAGAGUCGACAUUGGAAGCUAUUGGUUACAUUUGCCAAGAUAUCGACCCAGAGCAGCUACAAGAUAAAUCCAAUGAGAUUCUGACUGCCAUAAUUCAGGGGAUGAGGAAAGAAGAGCCUAGUAAUAAUGUGAAGCUAGCAGCUACUAACGCACUCCUGAACUCAUUGGAGUUCACCAAAGCUAACUUUGACAAAGAGUCCGAAAGGCACUUUAUUAUGCAGGUGGUUUGUGAAGCCACACAGUGUCCAGAUACGAGGGUUCGAGUGGCUGCCUUACAGAAUCUGGUGAAAAUAAUGUCCUUGUAUUAUCAGUACAUGGAGACAUACAUGGGUCCUGCUCUUUUUGCAAUCACAAUUGAAGCAAUGAAAAGUGAUAUUGAUGAAGUGGCCCUACAAGGGAUAGAAUUCUGGUCCAAUGUCUGUGAUGAGGAAAUGGAUUUGGCCAUUGAGGCUUCAGAGGCAGCAGAACAAGGACGGCCCCCUGAGCACACCAGCAAGUUUUAUGCCAAGGGAGCACUACAGUACCUGGUUCCAAUCCUCACACAGACACUAACUAAACAGGAUGAAAAUGAUGAUGACGACGACUGGAAUCCCUGCAAAGCAGCCGGGGUGUGCAUCAUGCUUCUGGCCACCUGCUGUGAAGAUGACAUUGUCCCCCAUGUCCUCCCCUUCAUUAAAGAACACAUCAAGAACCCUGAUUGGCGGUACCGGGAUGCAGCAGUGAUGGCUUUUGGCUGUAUCUUGGAAGGACCAGAGCCCAAUCAGCUCAAACCACUAGUUAUCCAGGCUAUGCCCACCCUAAUAGAAUUAAUGAAAGACCCCAGUGUAGUUGUGCGAGAUACAACAGCAUGGACUGUGGGCAGAAUUUGUGAACUGCUCCCUGAAGCUGCCAUCAAUGACGUCUACUUGACUCCCCUGCUGCAGUGUCUGAUCGAGGGCCUCAGUGCUGAACCCAGAGUGGCUUCAAAUGUGUGCUGGGCUUUCUCUAGUCUGGCUGAAGCUGCUUAUGAAGCUGCAGACGUAGCCGAUGAUCAGGAAGAACCAGCUACCUAUUGCUUGUCGUCUUCUUUUGAACUAAUAGUUCAGAAGCUCCUGGAGACCACGGACAGACCUGAUGGACACCAGAACAAUCUGAGGAGUUCUGCAUAUGAAUCUCUGAUGGAAAUUGUGAAAAACAGUGCCAAGGAUUGUUACCCUGCAGUUCAGAAAACUACUCUAGUCAUCAUGGAGCGACUUCAGCAAGUACUUCAGAUGGAGUCACAUAUCCAGAGCACAUCGGAUAGGAUCCAGUUCAAUGACCUUCAGUCUUUACUCUGCGCAACUCUUCAGAAUGUUCUCCGGAAAGUGCAACAUCAAGAUGCUUUGCAGAUCUCUGAUGUCGUCAUGGCUUCCCUGUUAAGGAUGUUCCAAAGCACGGCUGGGUCAGGGGGAGUUCAAGAGGAUGCCCUAAUGGCAGUUAGCACACUAGUGGAAGUGUUGGGUGGUGAAUUCCUAAAGUACAUGGAGGCCUUUAAACCCUUCCUGGGCAUUGGAUUGAAAAACUAUGCUGAGUACCAGGUUUGCUUGGCAGCAGUGGGCUUGGUGGGAGACCUGUGCCGUGCGCUGCAGUCCAGCAUCCUGCCCUUCUGCGACGAGGUGAUGCAGCUGCUGCUGGAAAACUUGGGGAAUGAAAAUGUCCACAGGUCUGUGAAGCCACAGAUUCUGUCAGUGUUUGGUGAUAUUGCCCUUGCUAUUGGUGGAGAGUUUAAGAAAUACCUAGAGGUUGUAUUGAAUACUCUUCAGCAGGCUUCCCAAGCCCAGGUGGACAAGUCAGACUAUGACAUGGUGGAUUAUCUGAAUGAACUAAGGGAAAGCUGCUUGGAAGCCUAUACCGGAAUUGUCCAGGGAUUAAAGGGAGACCAGGAGAACGUACACCCGGAUGUGAUGCUCGUACAACCCAGAGUAGAAUUUAUUCUGUCUUUCAUUGACCACAUUGCUGGGGAUGAGGAUCACACAGACGGAGUAGUAGCUUGUGCUGCUGGACUGAUAGGGGACUUAUGUACAGCAUUUGGGAAGGAUGUCCUGAAAUUAGUAGAAGCUAGGCCAAUGAUCCAUGAACUGUUAACUGAAGGACGGAGAUCGAAGACUAACAAAGCAAAAACCCUUGCUACAUGGGCAACAAAAGAACUGAGGAAACUGAAGAACCAAGCUUGAUCUUGUUACCAUUGGGAUGAUAACCUGAGACCCCCACUGGAAAUCUCCAAUCUUUUGAAAAACCCGGAAGUGAGGAGUGUGCACGGAUGCUGAAUGUUUGGGAAUGAAAGGAUGAGUGAGUGAGGCUUGAAAACACACCACAUUGAAAAUCCUGCCACAGCAGCAGCCGCAGCCACCAACAGCAGUGCUGUUAGUGAGCUAAGUAAGCACUGACUUCGUAGAAAACCAUAACGUCGGCCAUCUUGGAAGAGAGAAUAACUGAUGGAUUUACUUAC
Molecule: messenger RNA, 3228 nt
Organism: Myotis daubentonii (Daubenton's bat)
Lineage: Eukaryota; Metazoa; Chordata; Mammalia; Chiroptera; Vespertilionidae
Gene: KPNB1
Product: karyopherin subunit beta 1
Biological process (GO): protein import into nucleus
Molecular function (GO): small GTPase binding
Source: RefSeq, a predicted model, not a curated record